Messenger RNA from Dioscorea cayenensis subsp. rotundata (Guinea yam), 1855 nucleotides. Its product is annotated as elongation factor 1-alpha. The record is from RefSeq and is a predicted model, not a curated record. Gene Ontology annotation, molecular function: GTPase activity; GTP binding; translation elongation factor activity. Bases 133 to 1476 code for a protein of 447 amino acids. Gene Ontology annotation, biological process: translational elongation; translation. The transcript is spliced from 3 exons. NCBI's taxonomy places the organism in Eukaryota, Viridiplantae, Streptophyta, Magnoliopsida, Dioscoreales, Dioscoreaceae.
CCCUAGCCGACGGCACUACCGGGAAAGCCCCUAUAUAAACCCCCCAAGAAGAGUUUCUCGAUACCAACCCGCGAGCUUGCCGUGAUCUUCGUUGCCCUAGCUCUCCCUUUCUUCCGAAGUCACUCCGGCAUCAUGGGCAAAGAGAAGGUUCACAUCAACAUUGUGGUCAUUGGCCAUGUCGACUCUGGCAAGUCAACUACCACUGGUCAUCUCAUCUAUAAGUUGGGUGGUAUCGAUAAGCGUGUGAUAGAAAGGUUUGAGAAGGAAGCAGCUGAGAUGAACAAGAGGUCUUUCAAGUAUGCUUGGGUUCUUGACAAGCUGAAGGCAGAGCGUGAACGUGGUAUCACCAUUGAUAUUGCUUUGUGGAAAUUUGAGACCACAAAGUACUACUGCACUGUUAUUGAUGCUCCUGGUCAUCGUGAUUUCAUCAAGAACAUGAUUACUGGAACUUCUCAAGCUGACUGUGCUGUCCUUAUCAUUGAUUCAACUACUGGUGGUUUUGAAGCUGGUAUUUCAAAGGAUGGUCAGACUCGGGAGCAUGCCUUGCUUGCGUUCACCCUUGGGGUCAAGCAGAUGAUUUGUUGUUGCAACAAGAUGGAUGCCACCACUCCUAAAUACUCUAAAGCCAGGUAUGAUGAAAUUGUUAAGGAAGUCUCUUCUUAUCUGAAGAAGGUGGGUUACAACCCAGAGAAGAUUGCAUUCGUCCCCAUUUCUGGUUUUGAGGGUGACAACAUGAUCGAGCGAUCUACCAACCUGGAUUGGUACAAGGGUCCUACCCUUCUUGAGGCUUUGGAUAUGAUUCAGGAGCCCAAGAGGCCUUCAGACAAGCCUCUCCGCCUCCCGCUUCAGGAUGUAUACAAGAUUGGUGGUAUCGGUACUGUGCCGGUGGGCCGUGUUGAAACUGGUCUCCUCAAGCCUGGUAUGGUUGUGACCUUUGGUCCCACUGGCCUGACAACUGAAGUCAAGUCUGUUGAAAUGCAUCAUGAGUCUCUCGUGGAAGCCCUCCCCGGUGACAAUGUUGGUUUCAAUGUGAAGAAUGUUGCUGUCAAGGAUCUCAAGCGUGGCUUCGUGGCAUCAAACUCCAAGGAUGAUCCGGCCAAGGAGGCUGCCAACUUCACUUCUCAGGUUAUCAUCAUGAACCAUCCUGGCCAGAUCGGCAAUGGAUAUGCACCAGUUCUUGACUGCCACACUUCCCACAUUGCUGUCAAGUUUGCUGAAAUCCUCACCAAGAUUGACAGGCGGUCUGGUAAAGAACUUGAGAAGGAGCCCAAAUUUUUGAAGAAUGGAGAUGCUGGUCUUGUGAAGAUGGUUCCGACCAAGCCCAUGGUGGUGGAGACUUUCUCUGAGUACCCACCUCUUGGUCGUUUUGCUGUGAGGGAUAUGCGCCAGACUGUUGCUGUGGGUGUCAUCAAGAAUGUUGAGAAGAAGGAUCCUUCUGGAGCCAAAGUUACCAAAUCUGCAGCAAAGAAGAAAUGACGGAACAGCACUUUUGCAGCCUUUUUAGCUAAAAAAGGCGAUCAAAAUUUAGUAGUUGAAAGCACUUUGGUUUGCAAUGCUUUAUUUGUUAGGGUUUUGUCAACUCCAUUGAUGACUGGUAUCUGGUUGCAAAACUGGGUGCUAGAUAGACGGUGGCGGAGCUUGUCAAUUGGUCCUCGUUUUUCUCUCUUAUGUGUUUCUUAAAACUCUAUUUUCUGUCGCAGGUUGUCUGGUUGAGUCUACUUGAGCUGCAGAGGGUUUUACUUCUGUUGCGCCUCGGUACCUUGUUUGGUCAUUAUUUAUAAACUAUGAAUGGAUUUUCUUAUCUUUGGGUUGAAUCCAGUUUGUUCAAUAUGGAAUUGGACGCUGAUACUAUUUA